AUGGACGAGUUGACGGGUCUGCCGCUCGCGUUCGGCAAGAAGGCGCCUCCGAAGAAGGCAGAUACGAGCCGCAUCGAUACCACAAAGCGCGCAGAUGCCCCCGUACAGCCUAUCGCAAAGCAGAUUGCCGCGGUCGACUCUGAGGCGGAAGAUGCGACGCCUCUACGGGAGAAUCCAGCAGUGGAGGUAGAAGACGGCGCAGAGGCGGGCGAAGCAAGUGGGGUUGGCGGAGAAGGACGCGAUGAGCUGCCAGUCACGCACGAGGUCGUCAUGAAGGACCACACCAAGACUGUCUCCGCUCUCUCUGUCGACCCAGCUGGCGCGCGAGUCGUCUCCGGCUCGUACGACUACGACUGCAAGCUGUGGGACUUUGGCGGGAUGAACGCAAGCUUCAAGCCAUUCCGGACCUUCGAGUGUCGACCAGGACACCAGGCGAGUCUUCUUCGUUCGACCCAGGUCAAGCUGUACGACCGCGACGGCGCCGAGAUUUGCGAGUUCAACAAGGGCGACAUGUACAUCCGCGACCUGCGCAAUACUGACGGUCACGUCGCAGCGGUCACUGCCGUCGCCUGGCACCCGAAGAACCACUCGCUCUUCCUCACCGCCUCAUCCGACAGCACGCUCCGCAUCUGGGACCGCGAGAACAGGCGGAAAAGCAAGUCGGUCAUUGUGGUCAAGAGCAAGGAGCGGGGCGGGAAGACCAAGGUGACGGCUUGCGCUUGGAGUCCGGACGGGAAGACGAUUGCGGCGGCGUGUGACGACGGCGCUAUUCACCUUUGGGCGGCGAGCAGCAACUUCACGCGGCCGAACUCGACAUGCGAAGGCGCGCACGAAAAGGGCACGAUCACCAGCUCCAUCGUCUUCUCGCCAGACGGCAAGCACCUCGCUACUCGCGGUGGUGACGGAACGCUCAAGCUCUGGAACCCGAAGGCCCUCAAGAAGCCUCUCGCAGUUGCGACCUCCCUUCCCUCGCUCAAUUCGGAGACGAACGCCGUCUUCUCCCCCGACAGUCGAUACGUCCUGACAGGAACAGCGGGAGCGCGUGCGGGUGUACUGGCCGGGGGCGUCGAGGAGGAGCGGGCAAAAGAGCUUGAGAAGGAGGGAGGAAUGGGCGCAGGACGAGUCAUGGUGUUCGCAACGGAUGGCUUGCAGCUCGUUCGCGCGAUUGACAUCUCGCCAUUCUCGGUCGUACGGGUUCUCUGGCAUCCUCGGAUCAACCAGAUCCUGACGGGCUCGGCCGAUGGGUCCAUUCACGUUCUUUACUCGCCUGCCACGGCUGUCAAGGGCGUCACUCUCGCCGUCACGCGUGCGCCCAAGGCUCGCGCAGCAGACGACUUUGCUUCUGCUGCCGAUCUUGACCGACCGAUCAUCGCGCCGCACUCGCUGCCGAUGUUCAAGGAGGACGGAGGUAUGGGAACGAGCGCGGGCGGAAGGGGCGGCAAGCGGAAGAGGGAGAAGGAGCGGCACGACCCGCAGAAGACGCUCAAACCGAUGCCGCCUGUCGUCGGACCGGGUCGCGGCGGACGGAUCGGUGCUGCUGCUACGCAGCAUGUCGUACAGGGACUCGUGCGCAACUCGAUGCGCGACCAAGAUCCGCGUGAGGCGCUGCUCAAGUACGCAUCGGCGGAUCCGAAUGACAACACCUGGACCAAGGCCUGGGCGGCAACACAGCCGAAGCCUGUCUUUGACACACGGCCAGAUCCGGAGGAGGAGGAGGAGGAUGGAAAGGGGCGGUGA
This is a messenger RNA of Rhodotorula toruloides NP11, 1737 nucleotides long. Its product is annotated as WD repeat protein 70. Gene Ontology annotation, biological process: regulation of DNA double-strand break processing. Bases 1 to 1737 code for a protein of 578 amino acids. The record is from RefSeq and is a predicted model, not a curated record. Gene Ontology annotation, cellular component: nucleus; site of double-strand break. Lineage: Eukaryota; Fungi; Basidiomycota; Microbotryomycetes; Sporidiobolales; Sporidiobolaceae. Gene Ontology annotation, molecular function: protein binding. The transcript is spliced from 13 exons.